Messenger RNA from Drosophila kikkawai, 3640 nucleotides. The record is from RefSeq and is a predicted model, not a curated record. Lineage: Eukaryota; Metazoa; Arthropoda; Insecta; Diptera; Drosophilidae.
CCGUAUCUCUCAGAUACUUAUUCGUUUCGGUUUCGUUGCUGCUGUCGGUGUCGUUGCGUUGUUGCUGCUGGUGCGGUGUUUUUUCUGGUCGCAGCUCCGAUUGAGAAUAAGAAUCAGACGAGUUAAAAUAUAAGUAAUAGCUUCAUCGGUCCCACGAGCGAAAUACGCACCAAAAUCGAUCGGAAAGACGUCUUUUUUGAACACACACCGCCCGACCACUCUCUGACACUCACACUCACACUGAAAGAAUCGCGCUACGCAGAUUGCGAAUGCAUACGGCGAAAGAUACAAAUAGAAAAAAUCUAAGCAGAAGAAAAAUUUUGUUAGUGAAGUGAAGAGGAAGUAGUGGUGACCUGUGCGCGUGUAUUUGUGCUUUCCUCGUGCGUGUCAUCUCGUCUGUGUGGUGCUCCUCUCUGUGUGUGUUUCCCUCCCCCAUUUUGCAGGCGCGAGUGCGAAGAGCAUAGCAGUAGCUGUAUCUCGCCAUGGGUAAGCAAAAAAUCUACUGUGCGAAAUGCACGAAAAAAUGCUCCGGCGAGGUGCUCCGCGUGGCAGACAACCACUUCCACAAGGCCUGCUUCCAGUGCUGCCAGUGCAAGAAAUCCCUGGCCACGGGCGGAUUCUUCACAAAGGACAGUGCCUACUACUGCAUACCGGACUACCAGCGCCUCUACGGCACCAAGUGCGCCAACUGCCAGCAGUACGUGGAGGGCGAGGUGGUCAGCACCAUGGGCAAGACGUAUCACCAAAAGUGCUUCACCUGCUCCAAGUGCAAGCAGCCCUUUAAGUCGGGCAGCAAGGUAACCAAUACCGGAAAGGAGGUGCUCUGCGAGCAGUGUGUUUCGGGUGCUCCAGUGUCGCCCAGUCGUCAGGCGGGUGGAGGAGGUGUCUCCUCGCCCGCUCCUCCGGCGGAGAGUCCCACGCGGGCCACGGCUCAUCAGCAGCACGGCGGUGUGAUUUCGCACAAGGCUCAUCUCAAGGAGGACUAUGAUCCCAACGACUGUGCUGGAUGCGGAGAGCUUUUGAAGGAGGGCCAGGCUCUGGUGGCCCUCGACAGGCAGUGGCACGUCUCCUGCUUCCGGUGCAAGGCCUGCCAGGUGGUGCUCAACGGAGAGUAUAUGGGCAAGGAUGCGGUGCCCUACUGCGAGAAGUGCUACCAGAAGGGAUUCGGGGUGAAGUGCGCCUACUGCAGUCGCUUCAUUAGCGGCAAGGUGCUGCAGGCUGGCGAUAAUCACCACUUCCAUCCAACCUGCGCCCGCUGCACCAAGUGCGGCGACCCCUUCGGCGAUGGCGAGGAAAUGUACCUGCAGGGUAGUGCCAUCUGGCACCCACGAUGCGGCCCGGGUCCCUCCGAGUCCGGCAUUAUUCUGAACGGAGGAGGCGGCGGUAGCACCUCGGUGGCCGGAGGCGCUUCUAAUGGCAACUUCACGGACACCGAGUGCGACCGGAUGAGCUCCAGUGCCCUCAGCGAGAUGUACAUCCGUUCCAGAACACCGAGUUUUAAUGGUUCACUUUAUUCCUCUAGCCGCAAGCACUAUCGGACGGUCAGUCCCGGUCUGAUACUCCGCGAGUAUGGAAGACCCAAUGCCGAGGACAUCUCGCGAAUCUAUACCUACAGCUAUCUGACGGAUGCGCCACACUAUCUGCGCAAGCCGAUCGAUCCUUAUGACAAGACGCCGCUUUCGCCGCACUUUCACCGGCCCUCGUCCUACGCCGCCACCACGGCCAGCAAUGCGGGAUCCGUGGCCGGUAGCCGUCCUCCGUCGCGUCCCCACUCGAGGACACGCAGCGCCAUGAAGGUCCUGGUGGAUGCCAUCCGCUCGGAGACGCCGCGGCCCAAGAGUCCCGGCAUGAACAACGAGGAGCCCAUAGAACUGUCCCACUAUCCGGCUGCCAAGAAGCCGCCGCCGGGCGAGCAGCCCAAGAUCGAGCGGGACGACUUCCCCGCUCCACCGUAUCCGUACACGGAUCCGGAGCGCCGGCGGCGGUACAGUGACACCUACAAGGGUGUACCCGUGUCCGAUGACGAGGACGAGAAUGGCAAGCAAACCAAUGGCAAUGCCAAGAACGGCGAGGAGCAGCAACGCCUUCAACGCGAGGCCGAGCAGUUGGAGAAGCUGAACUCGGGAAUUGGCUCAGCGAUUGCCAAGGACCUCAAGGAGCAUGCCAAGUAUAGGAAGUGGAAGCAGAACAAUCUGGAUCCGCGCAACGCUUCCAGGACGCCUUCUGCUUCCAAGGAGCCGGUAUACAAGUUGAGAUACGAAUCACCCAUUGGGGCCUCACCCUCGCGCAAUCUGGACCACCAGAAGCCCUUCUACGAGGACGAGAUGUUUGAUCGCUCCACCAGCUAUCGCGGCUCGCUUGGCAAAUCCUUGGGAAACGCGCCCAGUUACAAUGUGGUGAGUGCGCUGCGCCAUGUGCCAAAGCCAGGAUACGGCCUGGCACCACGCUCCCACACAUUCAGCUCCACCACAUCUGCUGCGGCCACGAUGCAUGGUGCCACUGAUUUCUCGUAUGGAGGUCUCGGCGACAAGACGCACAGCACGGAUUUGAGCUGCGGCAAAUCGGAGGCUUCUGUGGACUCGAUCACCGAGGGCGAUAGACGCGCCCUUAUGGGCGGAGACCUGCCCGCCUCAAGCACAUACUCGGGGGCUCUCUCCUACCACUAUCCGCAGGCCGGACUCAUCCGUCGCAGUCUACCCAACAUGGCCCACUCGAUGCUGGUGCACGAGCCGGCAAAGAUCUAUCCCUAUCACCUACUGCUUAUUACAAACUAUCGUCUGCCUUCUGACGUUGAUCGCUGUAAUCUGGAGCGUCAUCUGUCAGACAUUGAGUUCGAGCACAUCUUGCAGUGCGCUAGGUCGGAGUUCUACAGGCUUCCCCAGUGGCGGCGUAACGAGCUGAAGCGCCGGGUGAAGCUCUUCUAAGAGCCCAGUUACCGCUGCCAGAUGUGACGAUGGCUAUCCAAGUGGAGGCUGCACAUGUGACGAAACCAAAAGAAUUCAAUUUACCUUAAACAGCCGAGGGUUAUAUGGAUGAGAGGAGCAAACAAUACAAAAUGAAAACGAAAUGGGAAACUAUGCUAAUUUCACAGCCAGUUUUGAAACACGCUUUAAAUAAAUAGUUGAUGCAAGUGAAACCAACUAAACUAAAUUUAACGAAACAUAGUUACAUUUACAGUGCGGAGCUGCCGGCGUGCGGCUCCAGUUUAUUUUUUUAAGAAUUAGUUGCGCUAAAGCAAAAAUUGUAACUGAAAACUAAAUAUACAUGCAUACAUGGUGUAUAUGCAUAUGGAAGGAACAGAUGAUCCCGAAUAAAAACGAAGAGUAUUCAGAUUUCAAUUAGUUAAACAAUAUGAUCCGGCAUGAUCGCUUUUUAUACGCAGUGCAAGCGCAAACACAAACUGGACCUAUUUUCUAAAUUACACUUUAAUUCAGCCUAAGAAUGAUAAAUGCAUCAAAGAAUGAGCAAUUAAUGUACCUACAGCAGAAUCACACAGCAGCAAGCGCGAAUCGUUAGAUGUGUGGCAUCAAAAAUUUACGCUAAACCAUUACGCAAAUUUUAUUUAUUACUAAAUAUUUUAUUUAUUUAAAUAGAAUAUGUCAAAGAAUAAACCAGAGAUAAUAAAACAGGACAAAAGCAA